Molecule: messenger RNA, 5792 nt
Organism: Tympanuchus pallidicinctus (lesser prairie-chicken)
Lineage: Eukaryota; Metazoa; Chordata; Aves; Galliformes; Phasianidae
Gene: GATAD2A
Product: GATA zinc finger domain containing 2A
Exons: 12
Coding region: 306-2105 (599 amino acids)
Biological process (GO): negative regulation of transcription by RNA polymerase II
Cellular component (GO): NuRD complex
Molecular function (GO): sequence-specific DNA binding
Source: RefSeq, a predicted model, not a curated record
CUCCUCCCGGCCCCGCCGCGCUCCGGGCCCCGCCGCGCGCAUGCUCCGCCGAGUGACGCCGCGACUCCAUGUGUGAGAAGCGCAUUAUUUGGCACGGGGGAGCCGCGGCCGACAGCCCGCACCGGGGAGAGCCCGCGGCGACGCGGGGGAAGAGGAGGAAAGGGCGGCGCGGAGCGGAGCGGGGGAGCGGCGGCGGGACGCGGCGGGACGCGGCGCGGCUGACCUGCACUGCGGUCCCUUUCAGCCACUUGGUGCAGACAGGACCCCCCCGUGGGACCCAUGAACCUCACUGACAGAGCCUCACAAUGACAGAGGAAGCAUGCAGGACACGAAGUCAGAAACGAGCCUUAGAACGUGAGGUACCGCAUAACGAUGUGGACAGCAAGAAACUAAAAAUGGAGAAAGGACUGUUAGGAACUGAAAUAAGUGCUGAAGGAGACAUGAAAAUAAAAACGGAUCCCGGAGCUGGAAAAGUGCAAGGACUGUUAAAAAGCGGAGAGGUGAAAGCAACCAUCAAAGUGGAGGUUCAGACGGGAGACGAGCCCGUGGACAUGAGUACUUCCAAAAGUGAAAUAAAGAGAGAGAAGCGAGUCCCCUCCCCGGACGUCAUAGUGCUGUCAGACAACGAGCCUUCUAGCCCUAGAAUGAAUGGUUUAACAAAGAUAGCAUUAAAAGAGACCAACACGGAGGCGCUCAUGAAAAGCAGUCCUGAGGAGCGUGAGAGAAUGAUCAAGCAGCUGAAAGAAGAGCUACGGUUAGAGGAAGCAAAGCUUGUCCUGUUGAAAAAGUUACGGCAGAGUCAAAUCCAGAAGGAGACCACUACUCAGAAGCCUGCCUGUUCCUCUGGGAGUGCUGUGGCCACCCCUCCGCCCUUGGUGCGGGGCACGCAGAGUGUUCCUGCUGGCAAGCCGUCCCUGCAGACCUCUUCUACACGUAUACCAGGCACUGUUAUUCCUCCUCCGUUGGUUCGUGGUGGGCAGCAGACCUCUGCAAAAUUAGGAACCCAGCAAAACACGCAGAUAGUAAUGCCACCUCUUGUCAGAGGAGCACAGCAAAUCCACAACAUCCGACAGCACUCCAGCACGGGGCCGCCUCCGCUGCUGCUGGCACCGCGGGCCUCGGUCCCCAGCGUGCAAAUUCAGGGGCAGAGAAUUAUCCAGCAGGGUCUGAUCCGUGUGGCCAACGUCCCCAAUACCAGCCUGAUCGUCAACAUCCCGCAGGCCUCUCCAACUUCAAUCAAAGGUACAACAGUGACAUCAGCUCAGGCCAAUGCCACCUCCACCAGCGCCGCUUCCAUCGUCAACUCCAACGAGUCGCCCGCCAGCCGGCAGGCUGCAGCCAAGCUGGCGCUGCGGAAGCAGCUGGAGAAGACACUGCUGGAGAUCCCUCCUCCAAAGCCACCUGCUCCAGAGAUGAACUUCCUGCCCAGCGCGGCUAAUAACGAAUUUAUUUACCUAGUUGGAUUGGAGGAAGUUGUGCAGAAUUUGCUGGAAACUCAAGGUAAAGUUUCCAUCCCUGUUUCAUCCCGUGAGCCCUACAUGUGUGCUCAGUGUAAGACUGACUUCACCUGCCGCUGGAGGGAGGAGAAGAACGGAACCAUCAUGUGUGAAACCUGUAUGACAUCCAAUCAGAAAAAGGCCUUGAAAGCAGAGCACACCAACAGGCUGAAGGCUGCCUUCGUCAAAGCUCUGCAGCAGGAGCAGGAGAUUGAGCAGAGGAUACUGCAACAGACUGCAUCUCCUGUACAGAGCAAGUCAGACCCCAUCGUGCAGCACCACUCGCUCAAGCAGACUUCUAGCCAGAUGUCUCGAGGCUCUGGAGCCCCACGGGGGGUGUUGCAUGCAUUUAGCCAGUCACCCAAGUUGCAGAAUGCCUCGUCUGCAGCAGCACUUGGGAGUAGGCCAGGUAAGCAUGCUGAGAGACCUGUCAGCAAGGGCAGUGCUGCCGCCUGGAAGAAGACUCCCAUCAACACAGGUGGGGCUCUGCCCUUUGUUAGCCCCAGUCUAGCUGUGCACAAGUCCUCCUCGGCAGUAGACCGCCAGCGUGAGUAUCUGCUGGAUAUGAUCCCCCCGCGGUCCAUCCCACAGUCUGCCACGUGGAAAUAAUGCAGAGGAACGCCCGAGAGGAAGACUUUCCUGUUUCUGCCAUCCUUUUUAUACCACACGACAGUGGAAUCUGCUUUAAUCCCAGCUGGAUACGCCCCAGGCUUUAUAGGAUGCGAGAAGACCACUCCUCAUGCCAUCGAGUGCUGCUGUCCCUGCUAUGAGAAACGACGCCGCGUGGGUGGGAAAGACUCGAGCUCCUUUGGUUAUCAGAUCCUUGUGACUGACUGAUAAUGAAGGCUGUCAGGGAAGGGGAAGAAUUCUUAUUUUUUGGGCUUUAUACAUUUUAGUUUGGAUUUUCUUUGUCACCAGCACAAGAGGAGGACUGAGUGACUCUGCCUUCGGUUUCUUGGUUCACCACGGAGCGUGGAUGGUGGCCUGGGGAGAGCAGCUCCCACCUGUCCUGCAGACACAUUUAGUGAGCCGAGGUCAUGUUUGCUUUACUUCCCUGCCCCUCCUCAGCCAGGAAGGCAGCCUGCAGAUGAUAAUGUCUCAAAAAUCCGCUGAUGAUGAGCUAAUGAUAAAUAAGCAAACUGAAAUUCCACUCGAGUCUGUUGUUUUCUAAGGGACUGGUGCCACCGCAACCCGUCCGGUGGGUGGGACCCCGUGCAGGAGCCUCUCACUUCUGUUGGAUUCUGUUUGGAAUAGACUUUGAACUGCUGGUAGUCUAAAAAUCUAAUUUACUGCAUAGACAAAACACCUUUUGUUCGAUCUUUCUAAUUCAGCCGAGAGCAGUUGGGCCUUUCUUACGUUCCCAGAGGACUUGAACGAGUGAAACUGUUUGGGAUUAUUAUUAUUUCCUUUUUUUUUUUUUUUUUCCUUUUUUUCCUUUUUUUUUGGAGGUUUUUUUGUUGUUUUGAGCGAUUUUACUCCAAAUCCAGGAGCUGCAGGAGCUGCAGACGCAGUCAGAAGGGCGAGCAGAAGGAUGGGGGCCGUGGCUGUGCUGAACGCUGCGCCCGCUGCUCCCCCCCCAGCCGCUCCCCGGCCGCUGCAGUAUUGCGUUUUGAUAGAGCUUUAGGUGACCCUGCUUUAAGGACAGGUUUCUACGUGGUUUUAAUAUAUUUCGGGGAUUUCCACAGGUUUUCAGCCCAGCUCCCUCAGGUCCGGUUUGUCUCCUCGUCAUCUUCUCUCCUUCUUCCCCGCGCUUCUCCCAAAUUCACGUCCAGUUCGAGUGGCAGAAAGACUUUGCCUUACUACUUACGUUGCAUAUCAGUGCUGGAAGUAGUGCUGAUGAGAAUUAUUUGCAGAAUUAUAUAUAUAUCUAUAUAUCUAUAUAUGAAAGAAAAAAGGGGGAGGGGGCGCGACUCAGCCCCUGUGCUGGGUCUUAUUUUCUUAGCAGCUGCUGUUGGAUCUCAGUCUGAAGCAGCCUCUGCGCAGGGCCGUCCCCAGGUCGAGCCGUGGCAUAGUGGGAAAGAGGACUCGUCCAUUUGAGCCCCUGUUCUGUUGUGUGAAUAUCAAUAUUUAGAUACUUUGGAAACUGUUGGGUAGCCUAGAGAGCCUAGUUUUGCAAAACGGUCUUUGUUGCUGUAUAAAGCCCUAGGAUUUCAAUUUGACUUUGUUUUGUUUUUUUCCUCUGUUUGUUUUACAAAUGUAAAUCAAGAGCGAACUGGGCACGAGAGGAAUUCAUUGUGUUGGGUUCAUUUUUCUUUUCAUUCCGGGGUAUUUUGGAUCGGGAGAUGUGGAGAGAGAGAGAGAGAGAGAGAAAUGGAGUGCAUUUUAUUUUUGCACUUUGAAAUAUUACAGAAUUGUUUCAGUUCUUUACACGUGUGGAGUUUUCUUGUAUUUUAUUUUAUUUUUCUCUCUUCUGACCAAUGCCUGCAUUACCACCAGAACAGAGCUGAAACCUGGCCUGGGGAGGGAGACCUUGUUCGUCCAGAAGGAAAAAAAGCAAAACUUCUCUCCAUUUGAAAUGCAGAUGCGUCGGGGGGGGAGGAGCGACGUCUGCUUUGUGUGUCACAGCUGGGAAAGAGGGAGUGGAAAGAGGGGCAGAAGUAUGAAAAGCACCCGGGUGAAAAGCGAUGUCAGCGCCUGUUUGGGCACAGCAGCUCCUCCUGUUCCAGCGCGGCCCGCAGGGGAGACCUGGCACUGAGCUCAGUGCGAUGGGAGACAGCUCAGAACCGAGAGCACAAAGCGCGGAGCAUCUUGCAAACGCUGCUCCCUCGCGAUGCUGGACCACAGCGAGCUUUGAUUCGAUAAACCGAGGGGCCCCGCGAGCGCUGUGCGUUGGGGCAGCGUUGCUCCAGGAGGGUUUUAACCCACAGAUCCAGCCCAGCCAUCGCUGCUGGCAUCCAGAGCCGGUCUGACAUCGUUUUUUAUCUGUGGUUCUUGGAGCGCUGCAGGUAACUUCCAUAUUUAUUGCAUGUGUCGCUGCAAAGCCCUGCCCGGCUGCUGCGGCAGAACGCGAGCGCUGAGCCUCGCUGCACGGCCGGGGCUGCGUUGUUCUGCUCAGCGCCGCGCUGCGCGGGCAUCUCCUGCUCCCCUGCCAGAGCAAAGAGGAGAAAAAGGCAAAAGCAGAACAGCUCGGUGGGCUGGAAUUGGGACGGAAUUGGGGCGGAAUUGGGACGGAAUUGGGACGGAAUUGUCCCAGAGCGGCGCUGCGCCUCGAGGUGACGCCGCUGGGGGCGGCGGCGGAGGAGCCGUGCGGAACAAACCUCCGCUCCGCGCUGCCGCUGCUGGGCUGCCGGCACCGAAGGGCCCCCGCUGCACUGCGGGCAGAGCUCCGAACAAAGGCCGGCCGCCGCUUCGCUGCACGGCGCUGCAUGAGCCGGGGACGGUGCUGCAGGCUUCCACCUCUCCUGGGGAGAGGCUGAGAGCAGCGUUGGUUCUCGCAAGCCAUAUAACCUUUCUCGGAGACGUUGCAACUACGAGAUUUUAUAAUACAGUAAUAAACGCCGAUGACUUAUUGUACUUAGAUUUUAGCGACUUGUGAAAUAAACCCCUGAUUUUCAUUUGAAACCAGUGUUGCGAUUCUGGGAGCCGUGUGGUUUGUUAAUUAUUUGGUUUUUUUGGGCGGGAGGGGGGGGUUGUUAUAAUUACGGCUUAAUUUAUUGCCCAGGCGGCGCUCAGGGCAGCCCGGUGACGGCGUGGCCCUGGGGCUGCGCUCCUCGUUGUGCCACGCACGGCGUCCCUGCCGGGCUGCUGAGGAAGAUGCUGGCUUAACGCUGCCCUCCCAGUAGCUCAGUGCCGCGGGUUUCUUUGCUUCUUUUCCCGUUUUUCUGAUCGUUUUAGGAGCCUUUGCCUCCGAAUCGUCAGACCUCGCCGUCCCUGUUUUAUUUUUGCUUACUAAGGAGGGGAAAAAAAAAUGGCCAAAGGGCAGCAAAGGAUUGGGAAGAGGGGAUGUGGGCUGCAGGAGGGAUCAGAGCCACUGCGUUCAGAGCCUUUAUCACCUCCUUUCCGAAGGAGAGGGAGCAGAAGGCGACUUUUUUAAUGAUAAAGAUAUAAAUAUAUAUAUAUAUGAUGCAAAAAAGAACCUCAAGGAACCGCAGGAGUGUUUGUCUGCUUAAGGCAGUUACGCUGUGUGUCGCCUUUCAGCGGAACGAUUUGCAUUGUGCUUUUUUUUUUUUAAUGAGAAGGAUUUAUAAUCAUUAACAAAGUGUAACAGUGAGGUUACAGCAGCGCAGGGUUUGGUUUUGUCACUCGUGUUUAUUGUGACUCUAAAUCUUUUGAUGAAAAAAAAAAAAAAAAGAUAUA